Rosa chinensis is the source of this 696-nucleotide messenger RNA. Its product is annotated as putative glycine-rich cell wall structural protein 1. The transcript has a single exon. The record is from RefSeq and is a predicted model, not a curated record. The coding region runs from base 67 to 438 and encodes 123 amino acids. Lineage: Eukaryota; Viridiplantae; Streptophyta; Magnoliopsida; Rosales; Rosaceae.
ACUACCAAGCAUGCACAACUUACAAACUCACAUGCAAAGCUUCCCAGCACAGCCUAAGAAUUGAAAAUGCAGCUCAAUACAUUUCAGUUCACCCUCUUCCUUUUCCUCUUCAUCACCACCACCACUUGGGCUUCUGUUAGCGGUAGCGGCGGUGCUGCGGGCAGAAAGGUCAUGUCCCGAGAAGCGUGGGAGACAGGGCCGACAAGUAGUGGUAGUGGCUCUGGCCAUGGACCCAACUGGCAAUAUAGUUGGGGGUGGUGGAGUACUAGCCCGGGUGGUGGUUGGGGUUCUGGUUCUGGAUCAUCUGGUAGCAGGUCUGCUAAUGGGUUUGGUAGGGGCUCAGGUUCUGGAUAUGGUUCGGGGUCUGGUGGUGGAGGAGGUGGUGGUGGUGGUGGUGGAGGAGGAGGAGGAGGAGGAGACAAAAACAACCAUGGCUGAAACACUGCUGGCAAGUUCAUGAUCCGAGUGAUAUGAUGAUUUUAUAAGCCUUUUAUAUUCCUGUAUUGCUGUGUGUAACAUUAAUAUGGUUAUGACUCUGCUAUGUAACAUUUGCAGUGCUAGUAGUUUAAGUAGCAAUCUAUCUCUCUCAUCAUUAUCAUAAAGUAAAGCUUAUGUCUCUGUCUAAGAAGAUAAUAGCGUUGAUGGAGGUGUGGUUUUAACCAUUUUUUCUUUAUAUAAAAAGCUACGCUUGAGACC